CACUCGUUCAUUGCAAAGUAUGGAGAGUUCUGGAAUGAGAGUGAGAGGGGCCGCAAUUGCCUUGCUAGUUGCUCUGCUCUGGAGCGGGGCAUUUGCGGGAAACAUAGCAAUAUAUUGGGGUCAGAAUGGUCCUGAUGAGACGGAAGCUUCGCUUGCAGAAACCUGCGCAAGCGGCAACUUCGAGAUUGUUAUAGUCUCGUAUCUACUCAUCAAUGGCACUUCCAACCCGGAUCUGCCGGAGCUGGACGUCGUCAAUCACCCAAUUGAAGAGCUGAACGACGAUAUUAAAUCCUGCCAGUCCAGCGGCAAAAAGGUGUUUCUGUCCCUCUAUGGAGCCGUCGCAAGCGCAAAGCAUGCGCAGAACCUGUCUAGCUAUCUGUGGGACAACUUUCUUGGAGGAAAUUCGGGCUCUGGGCCUCUAGGAGACGUCGUUCUGGACGGCAUUGACUUUGGCGUCUAUGAAGGAUCAAUCGAGCACUGGGACGAUCUGGCCGGGGCCAUCUCCAAUCUUAGCACCUCCUCCGAGAAGGUCUAUCUCAGCGCUGCCCCGCAGUGCCCCUAUCCCGACGCUUGGCUUGAUAAGGCCUUGCAGACAGGGCUGUUCGACUACGUGUGGAUCCAGUUCUUCAACAACCCUACCUGCGAGUAUGCCAAUAAUGACGCUUCCAAGCUGGUGAAUUCAUGGAUCACUUGGAUCUCGUCGUCUAUUAAUACCAUUCAAACAGAGGGCUUCUACCUCGGCCUUCCGGCUGCGUCUGAAUAUGUUUACAGCGGCGGCUAUAUUGAGCCGGACACACUCAUCUCUGAUGUGCUUCCUGAGAUCAAGGCCUUUUCAAAAUAUGGAGGAGUCACGCUGUGGACCAAGUAUUGGGACCAGCAAACCAAUUAUAGCUCAUCCAUCAAAGAUUCUGUAAUAAUGAAGUCGUCCUCUAUUGACGUGCCUACUUUGGCCUCUGUCUGAGAAGGAAAUAUAUGUAGUAAUGUUAAAUAACAGUUGAGCUUAUGUAAUGCUCUGCUUGCUCUUCUUCAGCUCUCUGACGAGUGAAGAAAAUUAUGUAAUAGUUUUAUAUAAACUACGUAUAAAUUAAUAAUAAUAAGGGAUUUAAUAUGA
Cryptomeria japonica (Japanese cedar) is the source of this 1111-nucleotide messenger RNA. Its product is annotated as acidic endochitinase. The transcript has a single exon. Gene Ontology annotation, biological process: carbohydrate metabolic process. Bases 20 to 961 code for a protein of 313 amino acids. NCBI's taxonomy places the organism in Eukaryota, Viridiplantae, Streptophyta, Pinopsida, Cupressales, Cupressaceae. Gene Ontology annotation, molecular function: chitinase activity. The record is from RefSeq and is a predicted model, not a curated record. Gene Ontology annotation, cellular component: extracellular region.